Molecule: messenger RNA, 387 nt
Organism: Protopolystoma xenopodis
Lineage: Eukaryota; Metazoa; Platyhelminthes; Monogenea; Polystomatidea; Polystomatidae
Source: the annotation of a GenBank genome assembly
GACCGUCUGCGACGCGAAGGGGACAAGAGUAGGAAAUGGGGCAAAUUAAAAGAACGCGCCACGUCCGCUGCAGAGUCCAAUCGAUCGAGCCUCGGGGCAGGCCGGCUUAAUCAGAUCAGACGCCGCCGGCAGACAUUGCAAAGACGAGACGACCGAGUCAGGCUGCCGGCGAUGGGACGCAGAGACACUCUUCGAUCGAAUUGUUCUAUUCCCAAUCCGAGGCCUCUGCGUCUGAUCUCGUCGCUGAUUGGACAGUGGACUGUGGCAAUACGAAAUGAAUCACUGAAUCAGACCGCUAGAGCCGGACAUCGGUUUGCCUGUCUCAGCCUCCGUGGCAUGACAACAUUGCGUCUGCCUCACGCCUACACAUGCAGUCAAUGGCGGUAA